Lodderomyces margitis is the source of this 2196-nucleotide messenger RNA. RefSeq lists its product as uncharacterized. The annotation marks the transcript as partial. The transcript is spliced from 3 exons. NCBI's taxonomy places the organism in Eukaryota, Fungi, Ascomycota, Pichiomycetes, Serinales, Debaryomycetaceae. The record is from RefSeq and is a predicted model, not a curated record.
AUGUAUGAAUCACAUAUGUUUCCCUCACAAGAGGACCAAAGCGUUCCUUAUUACAACCAAGCCUGUAUUUCAGACGAGAAAGAGAAAGAGAAAGAGAAUGAGUGUAUGGGAGAUGACACUAUUGGAUUCACAUUGGUUGAGUCAGCAUUGUCGGAGUUGAGAAGUUUGGUAUCACAUGCGUCUGACCUGGUUAAGAUAUUACCAACCCAAAUUCAUCCCAACAUCCACCAAUCCACUGGUGAGAGAAGGUUAAAGGAAUAUAAUGAAGAUAAUGGAUUCCACCCAGUGCAGUCACAUAUUAAAGUGUCAAAAUUCAUGGAUUCAGUUACCCAUACCAAAAAACAAGCUGCUGGUAGUCACUCCAACAUAGUCCAACACACAAGCAAAAGAUUCAUGAAAUCUAAAAUGGAGAGAGAGGAAGAGAUAGUCGAUGAUUAUAGAGAUGAUUUUGAGCAGUUGUUUCCCCAUGGUGACUAUGAAUUGGAUAGUGAUACAUCAAUGGCUAUCGAAUCAUCAAAAAUGAUGUUUGCCAGAACUAGGAAGCAUUCUCGGUGUGAAAGAGAAAAUUCUACUAUCUCCUUAGCAACAGUCAGUGAUAUUGACGACAAACCCAGCUCCACUACCUGCUUUAACCCAAUGGCUACUACAAUACAAACCCCAGAAAAACACACCAAACGGAGACUGAAGUCCUCCAGUAUUCAAAAAGUUGACUUUGACACCAUUUCCCAACCUAGUUUUGUCACAUUAUCAGUGAAGCGAAUUGCUACACCUUGGGAUGACUGUGACAAUGAAGAUGAAGAUGCUCCAAGUUCUGAAAAUUCCAAAGAGAGUACACUUGAAGAGAGGCUAGUGUCAAGUUCAGGAAAGGAGCCUUUCAACUUUGUGCUACCACUGCCAGAGGUACCAUUGAAAAGUACACCAGCAGUAUUACACGUUGGUGAUGAUGAAUCUGCUCAUCACAGGAAAGUCAGAUUUGACAAUAAGGUGGAUGUACGUCAGUUUAGCGACGGUAAAUGCCGUGAUUUUACCAGAGUCAUUGAGGGGAGGAAGAGGGACAAAAGACUCAAGAAGAAGCAUACUUGGGGAGCUGCUGGCAAAACGUCAAAGGAGGAAAGCAUCGAAAGGCCAAGUAUUUUAAAGAGAACUGGAUGGGUACCGGGGGAAAACAUUACAGAUCGAAAAAUACCGUUAUUUUCUCCUGACUCUGAACAUGGUCGCAUUGCUCUCCAUUUUGGAAUUGACCCGGAUGAUGAUGAAAAUGUCAGUGGUAGUAGUGGGUGUGAUGAUGAUGACGAUGAUGCAGAAACAGAUCAAGUGAGUCAAAAAGCCUUUUCUCCUACUUUGAUAGGGUGUGAUAUGUGGGACGAGGAGGAGGAGUGGCGACCAAAUUCAAAGUCAUUUGCUGACACUCCAUUGAAGAGGUUCAAGGUGAAGCUUCAAAGGUUUAUAUAUGGGUUCAAGCUACAUUCCGAGAAACUACACUACUUGGUGAUACGCACUCAAUCGGACAGUGUGUCUGGUCUGGCCAACCAGUUAUUUGUAAGUCCAGAUUUGAGUGAGACCGAAUCAUUUGAGGAAAUAGAGCCAUGUGUGACUGUUGUUCCUAUGUUUGGACCCAUGACUAUGCUGAGACCAAGACAUGCUGUUGAUGACAACAAAUUUGAAACCAUUUUACAAUUUUUAAGUCUUGUCGAGGAAUUGUGCCAUGAGGAGGAGGGAACAGAGGAUGUGGUAAACGAGACUGCCCCAGUUGCUGAAGAGACUGCCGAAGUAAGAGAGACUGUUGAAGAGGAAGGGAAAAUGGAAGACAGAGAGUCAGUAACAAAUUCGGUACCAACUGAUGAAGCUUUAAGGGAGAGGGUAUUUUACCGCCAACCAUGCGACAACAACAACAAUUGCGGUGUAUUUACACAAGGUGCAGAGUUUUUCAUUGCGCAUGUAGAUCCCCGAAUGAAUUCAGGGGUUACAACUGAUCCAUCGGAUAUUUCUGAUCUUGCGUUAUCCAGAAGACGCGUGAAGUUGGACCACCAGAUUCAAAAGAGAACAUUCAAAGAUGGAAAGAUUAGCGACGUUUUUGGUAGGAUUGUGAGAGGCUAUGGUAAGAUUGACAAGGAGGAAACUCAGAAGCAACCCAGAUUCCGUUUUGCGUCGGUCAAGAAGGUUUUGGUAAAGUUAAAAUUGAAAAAGCCCACAAAG